This is a messenger RNA of Bufo bufo (common toad), 3852 nucleotides long. It is a transcript of the gene PPP1R27, whose product is annotated as protein phosphatase 1 regulatory subunit 27. Gene Ontology annotation, molecular function: phosphatase binding. The record is from RefSeq and is a predicted model, not a curated record. The coding region runs from base 18 to 653 and encodes 211 amino acids. Lineage: Eukaryota; Metazoa; Chordata; Amphibia; Anura; Bufonidae. The transcript has 3 exons.
UUGUGUGCCGCUGCUCUAUGCGUGGAAUUGGUAAUCAGCCUUUGGAUCUGGCGUGCACACUUACCAUCCCCAAAAGUGGCUUGGGAAUUCUCCCCGAUUUUUGUGGGAAAGGAAAUCAACCUGAUUCUGCUGAAGUGGAAAUAACUUCAUUGACAGCGCUGGCGCUAAGUUCACCUUCCGCGACCCCCGAUCACGGCAUCCUCAAGAAGAUGAGGUACUACCCUUCCCAUAGGACUUCACGCAGCCUGAGGUCGGCGCGGACGGUGCGUUUUCCAAACGACGUGCUUUUUCUGGAUCAUAUCCGACAGGGUGACCUGGAGCAAGUCGGGAGGUUUAUACGAGCUCGCAAGGUGACGUUGGAUACAAUCUACUUAACAGGCAUGGGCGCUAUUCAUGAAGCGGUCCUCUCGGGGAAUCUAGAGUGCGUGAAGCUGCUAGUGAAAUAUGGAGCGGACAUAGAACAGAGGGAUGAAAACGGCUGGACCCCCUUGCACAUGGCAUGUAGUGAUGCACAUCCGCACAUUGCCAGGUAUCUACUGUCUCUUGGAGCAGAGAAAGACGUUGUGAACAGCGAGGGAGAGAAACCAUGUGAACUGAUAGACUCUGACUGUGAGGAGCUCGUGCAAAUCUUCUCGACAAAUGAGGGCAAAUGAUGGACGUCUGAACUGUAGGCUAGCAGAGUGGCCAUUUUUAACCUUUUUUGAUUCGUUGAGGUGAGAGAACGCAGACUCCAGAGAUUUCUAACUGAGCUCUCACCUUCUCAAAUUGUCUCAUGCCUGAGGAGUUUCCUGUCCAGCUCCAGUCACACAAAUACUGGAAGGACAGGACGGUGACAGAUCAACGCUAAUCCUUACUGCCAAAUAGAAAACUUGUUUGGAUUCCCUCUGGAGGCAUGGUGACCAUCUGUGGACUCUUCACUGGUAUGAAGGAGGCUCUUUCUGAAGGUGCUAGAAAACGAGACAGAUGACAUCGCUCCUCCUUGUGUACAGGGAUGUUUGUGCAUUGUGUCUUGGAAUGUACAUACAUUUAUAUAUAACCUUGUGUUUAAAUAAUCUGGGACUUCAUGUUAAAAGAACAGGGUCGGCCAUGUGUAGAAUAUCUGCAGAGAAGCCUUGGGAAACUUAAGCUGGCCACAGACAGGAAGGUAACGCUAACAGUCCAUCUGGGAUGGAGCAACCAGAGAGAUUACCUUAACGUCUAUGGUGGGGAUCCAAGUGAUUCAGAGCCAGAGAUCCGGUCAUGUGUGGGUCAAAGCAAUCAUUACAGUUGGGACAACCUUCUAUGGACAAAAUUGUCCCAAUCCUGAUCAAAUAUCCGGCCUUGCGAUGUUACUGGACGAACUGUCCGAUACCAAAUACCAGAUGUAAACCUUUCCAUAUUCCCUCUACAUUUUUAUAGGUCAAAAAGAGGUAUCGGUGGACACCCCACUGUCCUGAUACUGCAGAGGUCCCAAUAACCAUUCUCAUUGCUCUCACUCCUAUAAUGGAACGUGACCAAACAUUAACAGCCACUGUGGUACAAAACCUCCUCAUUCUCAAGAACUGUAGGGGUCACGGCAGCUGAAACGCCAGAAUGAGGCUAGUUUCACACGAGCGCUAAAAUCUUACGGCACGCUGUUCUGGCAGAGGAACAUCCUGCUGGAGUUUAUCGUAUCUGGCACAGCCAGAUACUGACGGAAACAGUCUGGAACCCCACCAAGUCCCCUUAUAGUCAAUGGGGCCUAGCAGUGCUCCGGCCCUUUCCGGCAAUGAACUCCAACUAGCUGCUGGAAGAUUUUAGCGCUAGGGUGAAACUAGCCCAAGGCCCCCCAUAUACAUUAGAUUAUUACAUAUGUAAUGCAUAUGGGGACCUCCCAACUGCACGACAGAUGAUGUUAGGGGAAAGAAGGUUUUUUCAAGUUGAAUUUUAACACCACAGCCUUUUCUUCUGGCAGGAGGUAAGUAGCCGCCAGAGGUGUCUUGCAGCGACUUUCUCCUCUCGUCACUGAAAACUUGUGUAUGCUUGGCCAAAUCAAGCACGCAUAUGCUGAAAAUGUCUCUGGAUUCACACUGAUGGUAAAUGACUCAACUGAAGGACAAAUGCAGGUUUUUAUAAGUUGUUGCAGGUAGCGAAAGUGACAAAAUGACCCAAUUUGUACUCACUAUGCCAACUUUCUACAUAUACUACAUAAAAUGCUUAUCAUAGCUUAUCAUAGAGUUAAUAGCAGUAUUCCUAAUAAUCUUUUGUGGUCUACAGUGGUUUAAGGGUUAAUACUUAAAGUGGUUUUGAGAGCUUGUAAAAAAAACUGAAAAGUACCUAUAUGUCCCUGAAUCAUUACUAGGUGAUGCCACCGUAGCUCAGAAAUGGUUACUUUCAAUGUUCAUAAUUUUUACCUGUUCUGCACUUUUGUUAUGAUGCCACUAUGGUUUGCUGUGGGCAGGAUUACCAAUGUCAAGGAGUGCAGUUCUCAUGAUUCUGAUUCCUUCCCUCCUCACUGAGGUUGCCCCUAUUUACAGCUGCCUGCAUGCCCCUAUAUUACAAUCUGCUCUGUCAUUCUGUUGCACAUUGAAUCAGCAUCAUCUGUUGCCCAGUAUGUGAAACACAAUCCCUCCAGAGACAGAGGUAGGGAGGGGGAAAAGCUAGGGAGCAGUGGAGACAAAAGUCACACAGUGUGUGACCUCUGUGUGUCUGGUGGAGAAGAGGGAAGAUGACCGUAUGUUUAAUGUAAGGGACGUCAUGUAAAUGCAAGGAAGGCUGACUUACAGAAACAUCUCAUCUACAGACAGUACGGCACUGUGCCGUGUUAUUCAAUGGAGGCAGCUGGAGUACCUCUGGUGUACCAGAUGGGAGGGUCACGCGGGCAGCUGGGAUAGUGCUUUAGAAAUGAAGACAUCAGACCUGAUCUCCUGAUAACAUUAUAUUACAAAGCAACUUAUAUUGCUGUUUCUCCAAAAGGAAUCUGUCACCAGCGGCCUCCCUAUCCAACUUUUUCCAUAGACAGCUAUGUGUUGGUUCACCUGAUUAAAACACUGCUUUCCUUUUGUUUAUCUGAAGCUCCAUUCCCGAGUUAUGAUACUUUUUCUUAAUAUGCAAAUUAGGUGUUGGUGCAAUGUGGGCACCACCUUUGCUCUUGUGGCAUCCAAGCGCCUCCCCUUUCUGUGGCCAGCCCCUUUCUUGCUGUUUUGAUUGACAGGGAGGAAGGGUCUGGCCACAGAAAGGAGUGGAGUUUGGGUUCAACAAGAGCAAAGGUGACACCCUCGUUGCACCACAGGCCUAAUCUGUAAAUUGAGAAAAAGUAUCAUAGCUCGGGAACGGAGCUGCAGAUCAACACAAGAAAAACAGCGUUUUAAACCGUUGAACCACAGCUAUGUGUCUAUGCAAACAGCUGGAUAGGGAUGUCGCUAGUGACAGAUUCCCUUUAAGCUAACGCGUUAUGGCACCUAGUAUAUGACAGCUGCUCCUCUGAGGACAUAUUCUGCAUGCUUGCCUCUUCUUUUCCACCGCAUUGCGAGGCUGGAAUUCUCUUACCCUAGGCGUUCCACCACACCCAUGCUACAGGAAGUUUAGAUUCAGAACCUGCCACAAAGUAGGCAAGGAACGGUCCACGAUUUGGUAGAACACUACUAUAAGGUGCUCUGGAGGAGAAGAUAGAGCUCAAUGUCAAUGUGAAGUGGAACUAGCUCAUCAGUCGGUGGGUGAGGGUCACUUACUACUACAGUUUAUGUCUGUGUGCUUUUUUGGAAAGUGCAUUGCUCUAACAUGCUAUUUUGUAGCCAGACUUUGUAAGUAAUGAAAAACCCAAAAGCUGGAAAAAAGUUAUUCUGUUUCGUUACAAAUAUUUCAUUUUUCUUUGAAUAAACCUGCUUAUGUGUG